Solea senegalensis (Senegalese sole) is the source of this 3319-nucleotide messenger RNA. RefSeq names its product E3 ubiquitin-protein ligase RBBP6-like. NCBI's taxonomy places the organism in Eukaryota, Metazoa, Chordata, Actinopteri, Pleuronectiformes, Soleidae. Gene Ontology annotation, biological process: protein ubiquitination; ubiquitin-dependent protein catabolic process; mRNA processing. The record is from RefSeq and is a predicted model, not a curated record. The transcript has 16 exons. Bases 252 to 3143 code for a protein of 963 amino acids. Gene Ontology annotation, molecular function: nucleic acid binding; ubiquitin protein ligase activity; zinc ion binding. Gene Ontology annotation, cellular component: nucleus.
UUGAAUGUUUUGCAGAAUUUACUGAUGAUGAAACACAAAUCUCUAAAAACUCAUCUGUGAUUGUCUGUCGCACGCCAACAUUUGAGGGAAAACCUGCUGGAGGGAAGUCGACUGUUAGAAGUCGUUGUGAAAAUGCUGCGGUGGAAUCUUCCAGAACUGCUGAUUCUUGCCCCUUUGUGUCACUGGCCCGACUUGCCAAGACUGCUAAUCUGGUGGCUGCAGAUGCAUCAGAGGAAGACAAGAUUAAAGCAAUGAUGUUUCAGUCUAACAUUCAAUAUGAUACUUCACAUUUCACUGAAAAGGCAUUUGGACCUCCACCUGCUAACUACAUUUGCUUCCGCUGUCUAAAGACUGGUCACCACAUUCGGCAGUGCCCCAUGGUGAUGGCCCAGGAUAAAAGUGUUAAAGGUCCAAAGAAGGUAAAGACCAGUAAGGGUAUUCCUCGGAGUUUCUUACUGAAGGUCACAGCAGGAACCAAAGGAGCCAUGUUAACCAGCACUGGAGAAUAUGUGAUACCUGCAAUAAAUGCGGAAGCAUAUGCACAAGAAAAGAAGGAGCGUCCUCCCUUUGUUCCAGAUGAAAAAUCAUCAUCUAAGGAUGAUUCCAAACCAGUUCCUUACAACCUCCUCUGUCCACUGUGCAAUGACCUGGUGACAGAUGCUGUGGUUACACCGUGCUGUGGAAAUGCUUGCUGUGAUGAAUGUAUCCGGAAUGCUUUGUUGGAUUCAGAGGAGCACAUCUGCUUCAUAUGCAAGCAGACAAAUGUUUCACCUGAUGAUCUGAUUGCCAACGAAUUUCUUCGACAGACUGUAGACAACUAUAAGAAUGAAACAGGAUACAUGGAACACACACACCAGCAAGUCCAACAUGCAGCUCUGGAGACACUUCACCCUCUGUCAAUCAGUCUUCCAUACUCAAGACAACAGGACCCACUUGUGGACAGUGUCCCGCCUCCUCAACCACAGGUCCUGCUGCCUUUAACUUCUCCUGAUGCUUCUCACAUAACUGCAGACACUGGUCAAGAUGUUCCAGUAUUGUUAACAGUUGCUAUUUACCAUCAUUCUCCUGAGGACUCCACCAGGCAGGCUGAACCACUGCUAGCAUGUAAAACAGAUCCAGAACCUUGUGUAACAACAGACUCUGAAGAAACAUCAGAGAGUGGAGCACCUGUUUACCAUUUAUCUGUCAUUGGUCAACACCCAGCCACAAGGCCACCUCAUCCAUCAGGUCACCAGUCGAGACUCCAGCACUGUUACAGACACUGGAAGAGGUCGAACAGAAGAAGAGGAGAGUCUCUACCCACCCACCUCCAGACAGCUCUGCCUCAGGCACCAGCUCUUCCAGUCUACCCGCCUCUGUACCAUCCCCCACCACAGUCCUACCCCCCACCAUACCCCCAGCCCCACACCUCCUGCCCCGGCUUCAUUGCUCCACCUACAUUAUGUUAUCAAACAAACACCAUUUAUGCUGCUGGACCACAAGGGUUCCAUCCACCCUGGAUGGCUCCCGGAUCUCAGGCUCCUCGAGUUCAUCUUACACCCUCCUCUCAGGAAGAUUUCUUCAGACAGCAGCAGGACAAAGUUAACACAGAAUUUACUAUCGACUAUCACAAAGAACUCAUGGAGUACAAAAAUAUACAAAAAAGACGAAGGCGGUCUUCUUCCAGAUCACGGUCAAACAGUCACUCUCCUUUAAGCUGUUCUUACACUCACUCCAAAUCCAGAUCGAGAUCCAGGUCUUAUUCCCGCUCCCCACACUCCAGACUCGGUUAUGAAGGAUCUCGAAUAAGAUCCUGCUCCCGGUCUGACGAGUAUCGGUUAUCUGGCUCACCAUUGUCUCCUCCCUCCUAUUAUUGGGAUGGAAGCUGGGAGAGAGCAGAAGGAGCAGGAACCUACAGAUGGAGGCCACAGUCUCGCUCCCCUGGUUCCUACUGGAGCUGCAGCCACAGCGGAUGGAAGCCGCCUCUUCUUGGUCAAGUGCUGUAUAAACCACAAGGACCAAGUGUUGAAAGCGAGGAGCACUCGGAGAGAGAAAGAUUCCAACGAUGGGAAAGGAACACAGACUGGUAUGACAUACACUACAAUGGCUUUGACAAUCAAAACCCUCCUCUACAUCACAAAGAUCGUGACAAGAGUCGAGGCAAGAGGAGAGAUUACUCCUCCCAGGAGAGAGGAAGAAGAGAGAGAGAAGAGAGAGGAGCCCCCCCUCAUCAUCCUCCAUUCCCUUUGUCAUCAGGAAUUAAGUCUCACUCUAAAGCCCAGAAAAUAAGGAAAUUAAAAAAGAGAAAAGCUAGAAUGGAACCAGAACCAGAACUAUCGCAUCCGUCAGCAGACAAAGUGAAUGCUUCUUAUGUUAGGGAUAUAAUCUCUUCCCCUUCCAACUUCUCCAAAUCUCUUUCACAAAGUGCUUUCUCACCCAAGGCUUCAGCAAAGACUCAGUCUGACAAGACUCUGGGGGACAAUGAUAAGAAGUUAAGUGUUAAAGUGAAGACAGUGAGUGUGAAGGUAAAAAAAAGGACAGGAGAAAAAAAAGAAAGAAAAGACUCCUCCUUUUCCUCUCCUGUCAUUAAACCACUGAAGACCAUGAAAGCCAAACCAGAAGAUGCUUUGAGCUCAAUGACCCUCAAACAGAAGAACCUUAAAAGUUCUACAGUUAGGUCUGUUCUGCUUAAGACCUCACCAAUGUCCUCCCACAACCUGCCUCUACAUCAUCCUUCUGUACCUUCUGACAUUCAAGGAAGAAGAGAUCUUCCACCAAGCAGUGGUCUCCUUUCCAACAGCCAUCAACAUGAACUGCCUCUGCAUUAUCAAACUCCCUCUCUCGUGAACAGGUGGAAGAGGAAGGGAGAGGAGGGCGGCUCUUUAUCGAAGCCUCCUGGAAAGUGGAGGAUUAGCGAGCUUGGUGCUGAUGUCUUUUCUCACCAGCUGCUGCUCCACAGACUCCGGCGAUCAUCAGACAGACCAGGUCUUCUUCCUCUUCCAGGAAGCAGUGUCAUGAGCCAGGGAGAUUCGGAUCGAGAAACCAUCAGACCAAUGCCGGACCUGCCAACGCCACCCACCCAAAGGAGGAUAAAGUUGACCAGAAAUGUGGUGAGAAGAGGCACAGAGACACCAGUCUCAGAGAGGGAACCAUCAACUCCUUAGAGGGCUGCAUUCAUCUCAGUAAGAUCAGCUCCUUCCAACUUUUCUGAAGGAGACAGAACCAGUAGAAGAACCAAAAGAGAUGGAAGAAGGGAACCGUCUGCAUCUGCUGACGAGGGAGUCUGUCUUUAGAGACCAGAGCUAUGGAGAGAGACAACAGGUCUGAGCCACAGUGAGAC